AUGGAACGUUUCGUUUAUACUCAUCUUCUCCUCUUCGGUCAACUCAUUUCUCCAGUAAAACAUGGAUUUUUGAGAAAGCGAUCACGUAUCACACAACUGCUCCAACCAAUUCACAAGAUCAGCCAAAAUCUCGACAACAACAUCCAGUCGGACGUUUUGUACCUGGAUCUUGCUAAAGCAUAUGACUCGGUUGAUCAUCAAAUUCUUCUUCAAAAAUUAAAGUAUUAUAGCGUGACUGGAUGGCUUCUCGAAUGGUUUACUGAUUACCUAAACGGUCGGACUCGGAGGGCUGUGGUCGACUGUCCUGUACUUCAGUGGUCCACUGUCACCUCCCGUGUGCCCCAAGGAAACAUUCUGGGUCCCUUAUUAAUUGUUAUCUGCAUCAACGAUUUUCCUGAAAUUGUUCCGAAUGGAACUAAUACAGCUCUCUACGCGGAUGACACAAAAUUACACCGAAGCAUCUCAUCCCUGAGUGACUGCAAAUAUUUACAACAAACACUCGACAGCAUCAACAUCUGGAACCAGCAAAGCAAUUUGAAAUUUAAUGCCAAAAAACGUAAAGUUCUCAUAAUAACACGCAAGAAAACCCCCGUAGUCUACGAUUAUAGUUUAGUUUAG
Paramuricea clavata is the source of this 618-nucleotide messenger RNA. The record is from the annotation of a GenBank genome assembly. NCBI's taxonomy places the organism in Eukaryota, Metazoa, Cnidaria, Anthozoa, Malacalcyonacea, Plexauridae.